AUGAAUCAUUUUCCAGCGCAAAUUGCGUUUGAUGAAUAUGGUCGUCAGUUUAUUAUUUUACGUGAUCAAGAGAAACAGUCGCGAUUGACUGGAAUAGAGGCUCACAAGUCCCAUAUUCUUGCCGCCAAAUCUGUUUCCAAUGUGAUUAAAACAUCUUUGGGGCCUAAGGGCCUGGACAAGAUGAUGGUUGGGCCUGAUGGUGAUGUGACCAUUACCAAUGAUGGAGCCACCAUCCUGGACCUCAUGGAUGUUGAGCACCAGGUGGCUCGACUGAUGGUCCAGUUGUCCAAGUCACAGGAUGAUGAGAUUGGUGAUGGGACCACUGGUGUUGUGGUUCUGGCUGGCGCUCUCCUGGAACAGGCGGAGAAGCUGCUUGACCGUGGCAUUCACCCUAUCCGCAUCUCUGAUGGUUAUGAAAUGGCCGCCAAGAUUGCUGUAGAAAAACUGGACCAAAUCAGCGAACCUUUCCAGGUUGAUCUGACUGAACGUGAACCUCUAAUUCAGCUGGCCAUGACCACACUUGGCUCUAAAAUUGUGAACAGAUGCCACCGCCAGAUGGCCGAGAUUGCUGUCAAUGCCAUCAUGUCUGUGGCUGACCUGGAGCGCAGGGAUGUGGACUUUGAGCUGAUCAAGGUCGAAGGCAAAGUGGGAGGCAAACUGGAGGACACCAUGCUGGUCAGGGGAGUGGUUGUGGACAAAGAUAUGAGCCAUCCUCAGAUGCCUAAAUUCGUGAAGGAUGCUCGGAUUGCCAUCCUGACUUGUCCAUUUGAGCCACCCAAGCCUAAAACCAAACACAAGUUGGAUGUGACUAGUGUAGAGGACUACCACAAGUUGAGAGACUACGAGAGGGAGAAGUUCGAAUCCAUGGUUGACUUGGUCAAGAGCACAGGUGCCAAUCUGGUGAUCUGCCAGUGGGGAUUUGACGACGAAGCCAAUCAUCUCCUGCUGCAGAAGGAGCUGCCUGCAGUCAGAUGGGUCGGUGGUCCCGAGAUUGAGCUAAUAGCGAUUGCAACUGGGGGUAGAAUAGUCCCACGGUUUGAGGAACUGACCCCUGAAAAGUUGGGCAAAGCUGGGAUUGUACGGGAGCUGUCUUUUGGAACCACCAAGGAGCGAAUGUUGGUGAUUGAGGAGUGCCACAACUCCAGAGCUGUCACCAUCUUCAUUCGUGGAGGCAACAAAAUGAUUGUUGACGAGGCCAAGCGUAGUCUGCAUGAUGCUCUCUGUGUCAUCCGCAACCUGAUCAGGGACAACAGAAUUGUCUAUGGAGGUGGAGCCCCAGAGAUUGCUGCCUCACUGGCUGUACAAGAAGCAGCUGAUAAGAUUUCCACACUUGAACAGUAUGCUGUUCGCUCGUUUGCUGAGGCUUUGGAGAGUAUACCAUUGGCCCUGGCAGAGAACAGUGGGCUGUCCCCCAUUCACACGCUGGCUGAAGUCAAGUCCAGACAAGUGAAGGAAAACAACCCCUUCCUAGGCAUUGAUUGUCUGUACAAGGGAACCAAUGACAUGAAAGUUCAGAAGGUGAUUGAGACUCUGACUGCCAAGAAACAACAGAUCUUGCUGGCAUCACAACUUGUCCGCAUGAUUCUCAAAAUAGAUGACAUUAGAGCACCAACCGACCGCGCCAUGUAA
Molecule: messenger RNA, 1629 nt
Organism: Candidula unifasciata
Lineage: Eukaryota; Metazoa; Mollusca; Gastropoda; Stylommatophora; Geomitridae
Source: the annotation of a GenBank genome assembly